Messenger RNA from Patiria miniata (bat star), 3042 nucleotides. RefSeq names its product SPRY domain-containing SOCS box protein 3-like (gene spsb3). Lineage: Eukaryota; Metazoa; Echinodermata; Asteroidea; Valvatida; Asterinidae. Gene Ontology annotation, cellular component: SCF ubiquitin ligase complex. Gene Ontology annotation, biological process: proteasome-mediated ubiquitin-dependent protein catabolic process. Gene Ontology annotation, molecular function: protein binding. The record is from RefSeq and is a predicted model, not a curated record. Bases 143 to 1519 code for a protein of 458 amino acids. The transcript has 4 exons.
UUUGAUCGCUAGAGGGCGUAGUUGUUUCCUAAUCAUGUUUACGUCGCUGCAAAGAAACCCGAAGUUCCGAAUCGCCUAAAUUUGACCAAUUUGAACCGAAUACAGGAACCUUCCAUCGCAUAGUUUUCUAUAGCAGAGCAGGAUGACGAAUCAUGCCAAGAAAGGUAGCAGAACUAGAGAGGGGUCUCCACGAUCUUCGGAUUUAACUGACACGGAUCACCCAUCACGACCGAAGCGAGCUCGACAGCAGUCGGGUACGGGUUCCGCGUCAAGCAGCGUAUCCGGGUCAGCUGCACUGCCGCCGCCCCGUGGCGCAAUGUCCUCGUCGACGGCAACUGGAGAUUACGGUCUGUCUCAAGAGCAGACUGACAGUGACAUGACUGAAGUGCGUGAUUCUAGUGAAUGCUCACUUACAGCUUUAGCGAAGCCGCAGGAAACCCACCGAAGAACUGGCGAUAUUUCGGACUCAAAAGACAAAAUGAAAGACACUGCAACUAGAGGGGAAAUCAGAAUGUCUCCUCCCGAAUGCCCAGCCUUGCCUCAUGAUCCCCAAUUCGUUGCCAUAGUAACUGUUGACGAUGAACAUGAUGAUGAGGGGAGAAAGGAGGAGACCUCUUGUAGUUCUGUAGAUGAUGGACAUGUGGUCAGGAAAUGGGUGUCAAAACAGAAGUCUAAAAACACUACAUGUAAAAGCUGUAUUUUAAGAGAACUAGACUGGCUUUGGAAUGAGGAGGAGACAUCGGAUGCAUGCGUUCACGUCUUGGGCAACAGCGGGGCGCAAGUGUUCUUUCAUCAGGACUACAGCUGUGGCACUGCGGCGGCGCGGGGCACGCAGCCUAUGUCACAGGGCCAGCAUUUCUGGGAGAUCAAGAUGGACUCGCCCGUCUAUGGAACAGCAAUGAUGGUUGGCAUAGGCACCAGACAGAUCGACUUGACCCAGUACAGCCACACCUUCUGCAACAUGCUGGGCAGCGACCCAAACUCAGAGAGUUGCGGCCUGUCAUACACAGGCCGAUUCUACCAAGGAGGGGGCCAGGGAAAAGCCUACUGCAGUAAGUUUGGCCAGGGAACGGUCAUAGGCGUACACCUCGACAUGUGGUUUGGGACCCUGACAUAUUACAAGAACGGCAAAUGCCUAGGUGUUGCCACCAAGGGCCUUCUGGGCAAAGCCUGGCACCCCAUGAUCAGCUCCACGGCCGCCCGGUCCAGCAUGUGCCUCCAGACGGCCCGGUCCUUCCCCUCCUCCCUCCAAUUCUGGUGCUGCCGGACCCUGCGACGCGCCGUCCCCACCGAACACAACGUCAUCGAAGUCCUGGAUUUCCCCCCAGGCAUGAGGGCGUUCCUUGAAGACAACCUGCUGUGGCUGCUGGAUUCGCACUCCAGGGGCGAGGUGGACGUGGUGACCAAGAGCACGCAGACGGACCUCAGCAUGGCCACCCACCAGCUCAGUGACGUACCCUUGAAGAAGAGGCCUGCACCAGACACGGGGGAAGAUGAUAAAUCGAUGCCCCCCAGUUAGUGAAUUCUGAACAAGCCUUCACAACUUUUAUCACUAUUUGUAGUAAACCAUGGAGCAAUUUCAGGCAAGGACCAUCGGUUAACUAGUAGUUGAUUUGUGAUUUAUGAUGCGUACAGCUAUUGGUAACCAGUGAUGCAAACGUGCCCUAGUGCUCGAGUUCCAAAUAGUUGACUAGAAUAGUCCCAACCAUCCUUCGUUCGAGGGAGCUUAGUCAAACUAUGGUUAUUUCUAACACACCUCUCGCUUGUUCUUUAUCCUGGUUGGCUGAAACGCGGUCACGUGUGAUUCACUGAUAUAGGCUAGUGUAUGAAACUUGUGUCAGUGUGAACUAGCCGCGCGUCGAGACAUUGCGCGCACGUAAUUUCCAGAGUAUAGUGCCUGAUCGGGCACUAUACUCAAAAAAAUUUGACUGGUAACAGCGCCCUCCGACAAAAUACAAACUCCAAAAUGUAAUCUAGGGAAACUAAAAGUGUUCCUUUAAUUGCUGAAUUGCUUACGGUUGAAUUGCCUAUGAGCUAAUUGUUGGAUUAAAACAGUUCAAUAAUAAAAUCUUGCAAACUUUCUUUUCUUAUUUUAUAUUUUGGACAGAGGUGAGUUAUAAAACACUAUGGACUGGCAUAAUUCGGUCCCUAGUGCACGUCUAUGCCCCCCGGGCCUGUGAGUGACCAGAAGAGGGUCCUAUUCCCCUCGGCCACUCCCAGUCCCUCGAGGCGCAUAGACGUGCACUAGUGACCUUAUUGCCAGUCAAUAUGUGUAUACUAUAGUCGCACCCCAACUUGCCGAGUGCUGACUAACCUUAAUCAAACCCAAGUCAGUUGAUGAUGGUUAAACUACUCUACUGGUCUUGACCAGCCAACUAGGCUUGGUCACAUUUCUGGUCAUCAGUAGCUGUGUGUACCAUAAUGCAUAGCAAGUAUAAUGCAUUUUAUUCUUUCGUUGACUGGUGUUUUACUUAUUUUACUUUUCAACUGGCUUCCAACACAAUCAUCUGUGUCGGUGUAAUUUUGUGUUAACGUGAGCAGUGCCAGUUUUGCUCUUUCAUAGUCGCAGGCUCUGCAAAACAAUCCAAGUUCACAAGUACAUACAUCCUCAGUGUGGUGAAACAGAGACACAUAAUGGGCACUUGCAUGUCAUUGCCAUCGUGCACGCACACUUACGAGGCAUGAUGGAUAAGUUUGUGGCCGAAUAAACAAGUCUUGGCUAGUACUACAACUGUUCACUUAGUUUCAAAAAGUAAAAUUUCCCGGUGAAUUUGCUCUCCGAUUCUAGGCCCUUUCUAUCAAGCUUCAAGCAUCUCCCUACAUAGUAAUAAUGAGUAUAAUAAUGUGACGAACACUCCCUGAAUUAUUUUGUGUUUUCUGCAAAUGAAAGUAACAGUAUUUUUUGGCAAUAUUAUGUGUACAUAAGCAACCAUGUUUGCAACUUUUUAGUUAAUGUUUCAGUUAUAUAUAAUUCGUCAUUUUUUUGGCCAAUAUUUUUGUCCAGUUUAAAGCUAUAGUCCAUCAUUUGCAGCCAUCCGAAAA